AGCAUUGAAACAGGCGCGGUCAAAUGGUGGGUAUGUUAAGCACAUAUAGAGGUAACUACGGUGUGCAUAUAUACAUACAUGUAUGCACGUACAUGCCUAUAUCAUCUGCGUAACGCGGCGCCCCGUAUAAAAGUGGAUACUGACAAGGUAUUGUCGAUAAAGUCGCGGCGUUAUCUUAAGAGUUAUUGUCAAUUGAAUCGGAUGCUAUAAACUGCAGGUCGCUUCUGUUUGCUCUAAUUUGUGAAUGAAAAUGGAAAAGGAUAUUCAAGGAUGUUUGUUUAUUUGGGUACUCCUCCUGAUAGUGCCCAUAAUCCUUCCGGUUGAAUCCCAAAGGCUUAAUCCAACAAUCCUCCAAGACAGUCGCGAUCUACCAACUCCAGAAGGUUCUUUCGGAUUUCUCUACCGUACCGAAGACGGAAUCGCCCACGGAGCCAGGGGCGAUCCAAACGGUCAAGUACAUGGCAGAUUCACUUACACCGAUCCAACCGGGUUAAAAGUGAACUUUAACUACAACGCCGGUUCGAGGGCAACCCCCGGUUACAAUUACAACGACGUUCAACAACAACAACAACAACAAUCUGCAAUAAGAGAUCGCCAGCCUGCGCCACCUGCAGUAGAAGAAAUCCAAGAAUAUCAAGAACGACGAAACAGUCAACCACCAAGGCCAAUAUUGUACGCUACGAAAAAUGCCCAACGGACUCCCCAACGGGCAGAAUCAGUGUCACCCGUUGAAGAUACUAACGACUACGAUAAUUAUUACGAUCAACCAAGAAGGAAUUCUGGAAGAAACGCCAAUUAUUAUGACGAACAACAACCAAGAACGUAUUCUAGAAGAGCUGAUACCAACAAUUAUAAUGACGUUUCUUAUUAAAUAACUAUUAUGGGUAACCAGCAGAAAAUUUAAUACACCAUAGACUGAUGUGCUUGAAAAAAUGGACUUACUGUUAUUCGACGGUUUAUGAAGUGCAGUAAAAUAUUUUCUACAAGUGUAUAAAUAUUUAAAGUACGUAUGAUGUAGGUAUUAAGACAAUCACUUACACGUGGUUUUAAGUAAUUUCUAGAAAUGGUAAGCAUGAUAUGUACAGUACAAAUAAAUUUUACGAAUAAAGACAAUUUAUCUACCA
Agrilus planipennis (emerald ash borer) is the source of this 1124-nucleotide messenger RNA. RefSeq lists its product as uncharacterized. Lineage: Eukaryota; Metazoa; Arthropoda; Insecta; Coleoptera; Buprestidae. The record is from RefSeq and is a predicted model, not a curated record. Bases 245 to 871 code for a protein of 208 amino acids. The transcript is spliced from 2 exons.